UUAUGAGAAAAAAAUGUUGUAUACAUUUUUUCUUUUUUAGGUGGAACCCUGAAAAAUGUUGAAUAGCCUUAGCUCAUGUUUUGUUGGGGCAAAAUGUUUAAUUUCGGUAGCUCUAGUUUAUAUGGCCCUAGGAAUAACUUGGUCAGAAAGUUGGUUAUGGAAUUCUCUAUCAAGUCAGGGUCUCCUGGAACCAUGUUAGGAUCAUUAGGGAUCAAGUAAUUAUGUUGUGUGUAUCUGUCACUCAAUUACUGCUCUACAGAUAUAUCAUAUGGUACCAGCCGACAUGUCUCAUGCCACCAAAAUGCUAUUACCGUGUUGGUACCUGCAGUUUCCGGAGAAAUUCCGGAUUCUGGACAAAGAGCGCUAAGAGCUUUGCUAAAAAAUUGCUGAAUCGAUUUGUAAAUGGAACUUAGAGUAGAAUUCCUUUUCACUGGGCAAUAAGCAUGAAUAAGUAGCAAGCUCACAUGAAUAACUGAAUAAAGAAAGAAACAGAUAGAACUAUGACGUGUGGGUUAUUUAGUUAUGAAAUACCAUUUCAGACAUUUUCGGCAAGUAAAUAUGGAUGGUGAAUGAGGUCUUAGGGUUUUUUUUUCCGGUCAUGUAGGUCGUAUCAUACUCUUGUAGGCCUCUCUCUGUGACAUGGUGAUAUCCCCUGUUUCUUUACUACUUUUACUUUAGGAUUAUCUCAGCACUUUUUAACUUUUGGACUUGUUCAAUCACAUAUAUUUUUCAUUUGUGCUCUAUAAUACAUUAUACUGAAAGUCCUAUUCCUCUAUGACCAAAUAUUUAGUUCAGAGGGGUAAAUGAUCUUCAGACGACCAAAAUGAUAUUGAAGCAAUAAACGAUCCACUAGACUUGCUAGUAUGGACAUUUAUAACUGUGGGUAAUUCGGAGUAUUCCAGUGACUGACCUUUGAUUUGUUCUUUUUAUGCAAUUCUACUGGUGAUGACUAAGUUUUAUUGGAUUUUAUUCUUGGUGUUUGAAAUUUGAGUAGGGUUGCAUUCUGUUGAAUUGUGAAGAUAUUGAAAUUACAAUGAAUCAGCGUACCACAAUCGAUUUAGACCAGGGAUGGCAAUUCAUGCAAAGGGGCAUUACAAAGCUGAAGAACAUUCUAGAAGGGCUGCCAGAGCCACAGUUUAGCUCAGAGGACUAUAUGAUGCUGUACACGACAAUUUACAAUAUGUGUACUCAGAAGCCUCCACAUGAUUACUCUCAACAGCUAUAUGACAAAUAUCGUGAAUCUUUUGAAGAAUAUAUCACAGCAACGGUAUUGCCUUCUCUGAGAGAAAAACAUGACGAGUUCAUGUUGCGAGAGCUAGUAAAAAGGUGGUCGAACCAUAAGGUUAUGGUCAGAUGGUUAUCACGUUUCUUCCAUUAUCUUGACCGCUAUUUCAUUGCCCGGAGAUCUCUGCCAGGGCUUAAUGAAGUUGGACUAACUUGCUUCCGCGAUCUGGUCUACCAAGAGUUGAAUGGCAAAGUCAGGGAUGCUGUCAUAUCUCUGAUUGAUCAAGAGCGUGAGGGAGAGCAAAUUGAUAGAGCUCUACUGAAGAAUGUGCUAGACAUAUUUGUUGAAAUUGGAAUGGGCCAAAUGGAUUAUUAUGAAAACGAUUUUGAAGCUGCAAUGCUCAAGGACACGGCGGCUUAUUAUUCACGCAAAGCUUCUAACUGGAUCCUUGAAGAUUCAUGUCCAGAUUAUAUGCUGAAAGCCGAGGAGUGCCUGAAACGGGAGAAGGAUAGGGUCUCUCAUUAUCUCCAUUCAAGUAGUGAGACAAAGUUGCUAGAGAAAGUACAACAUGAGUUGUUGUCUGUGUAUGCCACUCAACUUCUUGAGAAGGAGCACUCUGGAUGCCAUGCAUUACUAAGAGAUGAUAAGGUCGAAGAUUUAUCAAGGAUGUAUAGGCUCUUUUCUAAGAUUCCUCGAGGCUUAGACCCUGUGGCUAGUAUAUUUAAGCAGCAUGUUACUGCUGAAGGUACAGCUUUGGUAAAACAGGCUGAAGAUGCUGCUAGCAACAAAAAGGCAGAGAAGAGAGAUGUGGUUGGUUUGCAGGAACAGUUUCAGGUUUUUGUUCGGAAAGUGAUUGAGCUUCAUGAUAAAUAUUUGGCAUAUGUGAAUAACUGUUUCCAAAAUCACACACUUUUUCACAAGGCACUUAAAGAAGCUUUUGAAGUCUUCUGCAACAAGGGUGUUGCUGGUAGCUCAAGUGCUGAACUUCUUGCCACAUUCUGCGACAACAUUCUCAAAAAAGGUGGGAGUGAGAAAUUGAGUGAUGAAGCCAUUGAAGAGACUCUGGAGAAGGUUGUAAAGCUGCUAGCAUAUAUUAGUGAUAAGGACUUGUUUGCAGAAUUCUAUAGGAAAAAGCUAGCCCGGCGGUUGUUAUUUGAUAAGAGUGCCAAUGAUGAACAUGAGAGAAGUAUCCUGACAAAGUUGAAGCAGCAGUGUGGGGGCCAGUUCACAUCAAAGAUGGAAGGAAUGGUCACUGAUUUGACAUUGGCAAGAGAAAAUCAAGCUAGCUUUGAGGAGUAUUUGAGCAACAAUCCAGCAGCCAAUCCUGGAAUUGACUUGACGGUGACUGUCUUGACUACUGGCUUCUGGCCCAGCUACAAGUCUUUUGAUCUCAACCUCCCAGCAGAGAUG
Messenger RNA from Nicotiana tabacum (common tobacco), 2635 nucleotides. The record is from RefSeq and is a predicted model, not a curated record. Lineage: Eukaryota; Viridiplantae; Streptophyta; Magnoliopsida; Solanales; Solanaceae.